GCUGCUGCGGUCAUCAUUCCUCCACCAGCCGCUGACCAAAUACGAACUCGGUGCGAGAAAUUUUGUUCCGUGUUGUGUAAUGUGUGUUUGUGUUUGUGCAAAAUGGUGCUAAAUACGAGGUUAAUUUUCGUUUGCGGUCUUGUUCUAUUUAAUGUUGUAUCUUCCCGAAUAUCACAAGAUACAUCGGCGGAAUCAUUAGAAGCGUCAACGGAUAGCAUAUUAUCUGCUGAACUUCACGAAGGUUCUGGCGAAGAACCGACAAGACCACUCACGAGGAAGAAUCAAACACGCCUGGCUCUUAAACCCGAUGGAAGCGAUCAGGAUCCGGUUGUGUUUCUGUCAGACAAGAAUAGCUACAUUCCAGUGAGCAUCAAGCCUCGUUCGCCAUCUUCAGAGCCAUCUUGGCGAGAGCCUCCAGCCUGGGAGCGGGAAUAUAGACGGCAAAGGACCAAUGGAAGUCGGGUUCAAUAUAUAGAAGCUGAAUGUCAAGAUGAUUUUAUGAAGAUACGAGUCGGUUUCAAUGGCUCGUUUUCAGGAUUGGUUUAUUCUGCUGGCUAUUCGUACGAUCCUGACUGUAUGUAUAUAAAUGGUUCGGGCCGUGACUACUAUGAGUUCUACAUACAGCUCAACCGAUGUGGUACUCUAGGAAGGAAUGGACAACACGAUGAAACUAGAAAAAAUCCCACGAAGAACCUUAUGUGGAACACGAUAACGGUGCAGUACAAUUCCCUGAUUGAGGAGGAACUGGAUGAGCACUUCAAGGUCACUUGCGAAUAUGGAUACGAUUUUUGGAAAACUGUCACCUUUCCAUUCCUCGACGUUGAGGUCGCUACCGGAAAUCCUGUAGUGUUCACCUUGCAACCCCCUGAAUGCUAUAUGGAAAUUCGGUCUGGCUACGGUGCUACUGGUGCACGAGUGUCGGGUCCUGUACGCGUGGGAGAUCCCUUGACUUUACUCAUUUACAUGAGGAGUGCAUACGAUGGCUUCGAUAUCGUGGUAAACGACUGUUUUGCACAUAAUGGUGCGGCAAAACGGAUUCAGCUCAUUGAUGAGUUAGGAUGUCCCGUUGAUGACAAGCUGAUCUCCCGUUUCCGAGGGUCGUGGUCUGAAUCUGGCGUGUUCGAGACGCAAGUGUAUGCGUAUAUGAAAACGUUCCGAUUCACGGGAUCACCAGCUCUCUAUAUAGAAUGCGAUGUUCGAAUGUGCCAUGGAAGGUGUCCUUCCCAGCCUUGCCACUGGCGUAACAUGAAGAGUGUGCGACGUCGUUCUGUGGAAGAGACCGCGAGUGUUGCGCCAAGACUGUCAGAGAACAUCUCACUCUUUCAGUCAUUACGGGUUUUGCAAGAGGGGGAAGAGGACGAAGAAUCAUCAAGGGCUGUUUCAGAAGGCCAGACCUGUAUGAAAACAUCAGCGUUAUCCGCAAUGAUAGUAUCUUGUGGGUUACUGAUUGCCGCACUGCUGGUUGCCCUACUAGUCGCGGCUCGGGGAUGGCGGAGAAGUGAACGAAGAACUCCCCUUCAUGCGUACGUGCCCCACAAGGGACGGAUAAAGUAAUUUCGAAUAGUAGUGCUUUCUAUAUAAUCUAUUAAUUAUGUUUGGUUAGUCGCUCAACCAAGUAUAAAACGCGUAGCUUCGCGCGGUAGCCAAUUAUUUUGGGUCGACGGCUUAAAAUUGGAAAAUUUGAGUGUAUAAAGAUCACUAUUUUAUACGUUUAUCAAACAAUUAAAUUAAGUCUUUAAUUAUUUGAAAUAAAACAUAUAAUGUAUGGUAGGAAAGUUCUUAGUCGUACUUUGUAUGACGUUUGACACAUAUAGAACAUUCUGUAUAUUUUUUUAAAUCACGUGGAAUGCUUACAUUUUAUCUAUAUAUAGCGCAGUUCGGAGGAAAGGAAAUAUUUUAACCACUGAUUAAUAUGAACAUUACAAACUUAAUUUUAUGUUGACAUUUUAAUGAAAUGUAGAGAUAAUAAAUAAACUAUGUUAUAAGUCCAUUUUACAUAUAAGAAGUAAAUCCCUCCAACCAAAAGUUAAGGCACUCGGAUGUAACCCGUAAAUCCUGGAUUCGUUACCCGAAACAAUUAUCAUUUUAUACUUACCUUUAAAAGGUAAAAGAGUAUAGAGUUUAACAACAACAGAAUAUCAUAAAAUAUUCUUAAAGACGUAUGCAGUUACGUUUUCAAUUAUAAAAAUUUAUUCCAAUAUGUUUAGUCGUUAAUACAAUAAAACAAACAUACUCAAAAAGUAACUUAUGCUAUGUAUAAUAAGAAUUAAUUAUAAGUUAUGCCUCCGUGGUUCAUUCUAAGUGAUCUAAGUUCGUCUACGAAGUAAUUAGGUUCCUAAGCAGUGUCCGUCCCGUGCCCAACUGGGGUACCGUAUAUAGGUAUAAUAUAAAUGUAUAUAAGACGUAUUGUGAGGACUUAUAUUUUAAUAAAAUAUAUCUCCUUCUUUAUGUCUUAAGAUUUUAAAUACGGAAAUGUAACAUUACUAAACAAUAAGAAUUAUUUAUAUUAUUUAAGGUUUAGUUGAGUUACAGUAUUGUAAUUAUUAUUAAUUACCGUCCAGUAGUUACGAAUUACUCUUACCGUUUAAUUUAUACAAUAAACAUUUUUUAUAAUAUUGUCUUUGGUUGACACGAGUAAAGGAGGCCGUAUAGGUACGUUAACUUUGGGCAUAUCGAUCGCAAAACCUCGGUAAAACUAUCCAAGGAAUAAUUUUAAACGACGCAUUGAGUAUUACCUUUUUCUAAGUUUUAGUAUACAAGUAACUAAAGCCUUCCUUAAUAUUAUGUAAUAAAAAAACAGAUUUUUGAGAGAGGAAUAUAAUGUUAUAUUUGUAAGUUUGGUUUAAUGUAAUUUAAAUGUUUAGCCCGUUUUAUGGGUAGAUACGACUAAGUUAGAUUAAGAAACCAUGUAAAUAUUAAAAUAUUUUUUAUACUGUAAUAAAUUAU
This is a messenger RNA of Pieris napi, 2946 nucleotides long. RefSeq lists its product as uncharacterized. NCBI's taxonomy places the organism in Eukaryota, Metazoa, Arthropoda, Insecta, Lepidoptera, Pieridae. The record is from RefSeq and is a predicted model, not a curated record. Bases 103 to 1554 code for a protein of 483 amino acids. The transcript has 13 exons.